AUGGCUGCAAACGGUGAUUUUCAGACGACAUCCCAAAGGUUUUUGUCGUGGUUCAAGUCUUUGUCGGGCGCCACUUUCCACGAUGACAUUCAGAUCGUCGACCUGAGAGGCCAAAACGCUGGGCGAGGAAUGGUGGCCACAAAGGACAUCGCACCUGAGACAGUCCUCUUCACCAUCCCAAGAAAAAGUAUCAUCAAUGUCGAGACGUCUGAGCUUCCCAAGAAGAUUCCUCAAGUCUUUACCGGCAAUGAUGGAGAUGACGAGGACAUGGAGAAUGAGCCCCUCGACUCAUGGGGUUCUCUUAUCCUCGUAAUGAUUUAUGAGUACCUCCAAGGCGAUGCUUCACCCUGGAAGCCUUACUUUGAGGUCCUUCCUGAGAAGUUUGACACACUCAUGUUCUGGGAGUCUUCUGAGCUCGAAUACCUCAAGGGAAGCGCUGUAUUGUCAAAGAUUGGAAAAGAUGAAGCCGACGAUAUGUUCCGUUCGCGAAUUCUGUCGGUCAUCGCAGCCAAUCCAGCCGUCUUCUACCCUGCAGGUGCCUCGCGAUUGGCUGACGCAGAGCUCCUGCGAUUGGCUCACCGCAUGGGUAGCAUCAUCAUGGCUUACGCCUUCGACUUGGAGAACGAAGAGGAGCCGGAAGAGGAGGAAGAGGAAUGGGUUGAGGAUCGCGAGGGCAAGUCAAUGCUGGGUAUGGUACCCAUGGCUGACAUCUUGAACGCCGAUGCAGAGUUCAAUGCUCAUGUCAAUCACGGUGACGAUGACCUCAGCGUCACCGCUCUGCGAACAAUUCGCGCAGGAGAGGAGAUCCUGAACUACUACGGCCCUCACCCAAAUUCUGAGUUGCUUAGAAGAUACGGCUAUGUCACUCCCAAGCAUUCUCGGUACGAUGUGGUUGAGAUUCCGUGGGACCUGGCGCAGUCUGUACUCAAUGAACAGUUGAAGCUCACUGACGAGGUCUGGAAAAAAGUGGUACGUACCGAGAAUAUUCAACCAGAGAGAAAGGCAAUCGAAUUAACGGGAGUGGCGCAGGGAGAAUACAUAGACCCUGAAGACCUCGAGGAUGUAUUUGUCCUCGAGCGUGAGUCAGGAGAGCCAGACUCGGAAGGACGACUCACAAACCCCGCCAAGGUCCAGGAGGUUUCUGCAGAGCUUGAAGAGCAGCUGAAGGGUAUCUUGAAGCUCCUCAAGAAGAUGAAUGCUGAUCUCAUCCCUGAUAAGCGGAAACGCGAUGAAAUCUACCAGCACGUUGUUGUGUCCACCCUGCAGAAACUUCUGGCGCAGUACCCGACGACAGCCGAGGAAGAUGAGGCUUUGCUGGCAUCGGGCAGCUUGACACCUCGUCAGAAAAUGGCUGUUGAGGUAAGACUUGGCGAGAAGCGUCUUCUGAAGGAGGCUCUUCAAGUGGUGGGUACCAGCGGUUCCGUAGAGGAAGCUGCUGGCGAGGAAGAGUCGGACAGAGCUUCCAAAAGGGUGCGACAUUAG
Messenger RNA from Colletotrichum fioriniae, 1482 nucleotides. The record is from RefSeq and is a predicted model, not a curated record. NCBI's taxonomy places the organism in Eukaryota, Fungi, Ascomycota, Sordariomycetes, Glomerellales, Glomerellaceae.